Molecule: messenger RNA, 3690 nt
Organism: Tetrahymena thermophila SB210
Lineage: Eukaryota; Ciliophora; Oligohymenophorea; Hymenostomatida; Tetrahymenidae
Product: cyclic nucleotide-binding domain protein
Exons: 2
Source: RefSeq, a predicted model, not a curated record
UAUCUCAAAAGGGCUUUUAAAUAUAAGUAUUAUUUACUUGUUAUUUCUGAGAGUAAAUCAAUGAAAUCAGGUUCUGAAGAGGAAAAAAAGCCUAAUGGCUAAGGAAUUUAAAAGAUUUUAAUUUAGGAUAUAUUUAUAGAUGGUUCCAAUACUAGUUUAAGCAAAGGAAGCAAGCCAAAGACUUAUUUAGACAAGUUUAAAGAUCAAUUCUAAGAAACGUUUGAUUAAUUUAGUAGCAGUAAAUUUAGGAGAGGUAGUCAUUUAGUUAGCAGCAAUUUAAAUUAUGGUCUUUAGCAUAAUAACGAAAAAACUUAGACUUUCAACAAAUGCGAUUCAAUUAUUUAUCCUAGCUUUACUAGGGGAAGGAGCUAGUCUUUUAACUAAAAAAAGGAGUAGUUUGUAGAUAAUAAAUAUAUUUUAGAUUUAUAAAAACAAGAGGAUUAAGAAAUACUCAAAAAUACCUUGUAACUCAAAAAUUAAAUGUCUGAGUUCCAGAUUGAUAUGCUCAAGAGGACGUUUGCAAAUCUGAAAAUAUUUAUAGAUCUAGAAAAGUAGAUGAAGAAAGAUGAAUAUAUAAAAAUGAUUCAAAAUUUUGGGUUUUUGAAGCUCCAAAAGGGAUCAGUAGUUUUUGAGUUUGGAGAUUUAGGAGAGAAGUAUUUCAUUAUAUUGAAGGGUAGUGUUUACGUGCUGUUAAAAACGAAUUAUGGUGAAACAGUAAGAAAAAUGAAGCCCAUAGAUGACGAAUAAAAUAUCCUAGAAAAAAGUAGAAAGGUGGAAUCUGAGAAUAAAUCUGGUAAUCUUAGUCCAUUCGGCAGAAAAAACACAAUUGAAUAAAUUCAAUCAGGAGAUUAGAAAUUACAUGCUGAACUUUUUACAAAGAGGAGUAAGUCCACGAUGGCUGACUUCGAAAUAGAUUCAGAGCCAGAUUUAGAGUGUAAAGGAAUUACUUUGAAAUAAGAAAUUAAAUAAAAAUACCCUCAUUUCAGUAUUGUUGCUAGUCAUUACGAAGGAGAAGGAUUUGGGGAGUACUCGCUUAUAAAAAAUAUAAGAAGAACGGCUACAAUAAUAACAUCGUAAGAUACAGUUUUUGCAACAGUGGAUAAAAAUGAGUACAACGAAAUUAUGAAAGAUCAUAUAGAAACUAUUUUUUAAAAGAAAAUUUAAUUUUUGAGGUCAUUUAAAAUAUUCGAAUCCUAAGAAAAGAAAUUAUCGAAUUUAGUUAUGUGCUUUCAGAGUAUUUUUUACCAGCGUGGAGAUAUAAUUUAUAAAGAAUAAGAUGAUUCAAAUAGUAUGUAUUUCAUUUAAAGUGGAGAAGUUGAAAUAUCGAUGUAUGAAUCAAACCUAAAAACCUAAAAAUAAGCUGAAAAUGAAGAGGAGGAGCUUGAUGAUUAAACAAUUCAGAUGAACAGAUUAUUUUUAGUUUCUUCCCAAAAGCUAAAGAGAAUUAAAAAAAGAGUUACUCUCGCUAUACUUAACGAUAAGAGUUAUUUUGGUGAGGAAGAAAUUGUAUAAAAGUAAAAGAAAAGAAAAACUUAAGCAAAAGUAAUUUCUGCUGAGUUUUCAGGAUUAAAAAUCAGUCUAAAAAACUUUUUAUUACUUUGCAGAUUCACUGACGUAAUGAAAAAAUUACGCUUAAACUAUAGAAUGAAACAGGAGUGGAGAGAUUCUUAUCAUGUAAACUGUGUAGAGACUAUACAAAAACUUAAUUCCAGCAAUUUCUCUUCAAUCUCACCUCCUAGAUAAGAGGAAGCUCAUUUCUCAUAAGUAAAAUUAGAAAGUCCACAAAAAACUACUAACAAUGUAAGCUUUAGCUUUAAUUCAAAUAGUAAAAAUUAAUUCAAGACUCAAUAAUCUCCAAUACUUAAAGGGAAUAAAUUUGGAGUUUCGUAAGAACUUAUCCUUUAAUAAAAAAAGUAAUCAGGGUAAAAUUAAAAUAAUUAGCAUGAUAAUUAAUAACAACAUGAUUAAAACUCAAGUUUUCUCCUUAAAAAAAUUAAUAAAAACACAAUUCAUCUAACAGAUGAAUUUAAUAAAAGUUAGGUAAAUAUCAAUUCGAUUCCUAAAGACAAUAUAAAUUCAAAUGAUAAUGGUAACUUAAUCAAUCUUUAAAGCUUUCUAGGAAAUUAAGAAUAAAUAUCAAUUUUUGGGCAUCUAUCAUCAGUUAGCAAUAAAUUUAAUUUCUCACAGUCACUUUCUCCAGAUUAAAAAGCGAAAAAUUAGGUGACUUCUGAUUAAAAAUAAGAAAGUUUUUUGUAAUCCGAUCUCAAUAAAUCCACCUAAUUUUAGUCAACAUGCUUUAGUCCUAUCUAAAGAAGUCAUAUAAACUCUCUUGUUUCUAAUAAUGCAAAAAAAAGUAGUAAUUUUAAGAUAAAACAACCACUUUCUCUUCUUUCUUCUUAUGAUACAAACUAAAAGAACUUUAAAUUGAAUUUGCAACAAUUUGGACACAGUAGACCGAUAACUCCUCAUCAAUAAGAAGAUAGAGGUGAGAACUAAAUAUCUUUUAAUAGCUAAGAUAAUCAAGAAACUACUAAAUUAAAAGAUAGAUUCUUAGAUAAAAAUUAUUAAGCCAGCGAAUUUGAAAAACUAAAAACUAUGCCCUCUCGUGAAUUGGUUUCUAUUAGUAACGAAGAUAAAAUACCUUUUAGAAAUGAAAAUAAUAUGAAAUAUUUUAAUUCCUUAAAUUAGUCAUUUUAUAAUAGCAGUAACAUCAUUUCUCCUUAAAAGAAUUAAAAGUAGAUCAGGGCUUAUUCAACUGGGAAAAAGAAUAAUAUUUCUAUGAAUUUAAGUGAUUGUAAUUAAUAAAACCUCUAAAAAAUAUUUUAAACAAGUAACAGACUUUAAACAUCUCCAUCUAACAAUACUGAAUCAGAAGAUAUUUAGGAGGAGACGCGUGUUUAGUAAAUGAAUUAAGGCUUUUCUUAUUACAAAUAUUUAUAGUAAAAUGAAGAAGGUCCUAUAGGUAAGAAAGAUAGAAAAAAGAAGGACCCAAUUUCAAGUAGUGAUAAGAUAGAUGAAUAAUUUCUUCUUUAGAAAUAUACAUAAAAAUUUGACAAUACACAAGAUAUUUCAAGUCAAUUAUUUGGAGUAUAAUUAUAGAAUAACUCUCACUUAGUAUAUAAUUACCAAAAGAUACACCAAAAAUUGAUGGUUAAUUCAAAUCUCAUUAAAUCUAAUGAAAAGGGCAGGAGAAUGAUGUAAUAUUACAACGACGUUUAGAAAUGUCAGACAGGCACUUUUAAAAAAUUUAUUAGUCCAUUCAUUUUCUAUAAAGAAAGAAAUAAAGAAGUCUCAAUAUUAUAAAAUGAUUAUAAAAGGUUAGAUGAAAGAAAAUCAUCUCUCAACAGGACAACCGACUCUGCAUUUAAAUAAAACAAGCUUAGGAACAAAAGCAUGGAUGCAUCUUUAGAAGGAAUCAAAAGCGAUUAAUUAAAUAUAUCUUUAAAUUAACAAUAUCCAGUGUAAUAAAAUAAUGAAAAAACUGAUUAUAAAAUGAUCUUUUUAAGGAAAAAAGUAAAGAAUUAUGAUAAUAAAGAGUAAAUUACUGAUCAAAAUAACCUAGUUUUGAGAAUUUCGCCAUUAAAAAUUUAAUCAUAAUAAAAUAAUUAAGUGAAAUCAUAAUAAAAUAAUUAAGUGAAAUCAUAAUAAACCAAAUAAGUUUAAUCCAUCUAAAAACAUUCUUAAUAAUGA